CUUAUAAUAAGACGUCUAACUUACUUGAGCUAUAGGUUAAAAAUGACUAGUCUUCUCAAUGUAUUUUGUCUUUUGGCUUUAACCUUUCCUUCCAAUGGUGCUUUUGAAAGCGGUCAAAAACAAAGGGAAACGAAGGAUCAAAAUAGCAGUCGAACAAUAUCUGAAGAAGCCAUUUUACCACCAAAGACUAUUAGAUCUGUGACAGCAUUUAGAGAUGACUUUAACAGUUGGAAUCCCAACAACUAUCAAGUGGCUUGCACUGCUUGGGGAGGAGGGAACAACGAGUUACAGGUUUAUACUCCUGGACAAUCAAAUCUAUUUACAAAGAAUGGUCAUUUGUACAUCAAACCUACGUUGACAGUAAAUCAUCCAGAUUUUAACGAUGUGAAGCUGUACCAUGGACAAAUGGAUCUAAAUGGUCUUUGGGGGUAUUGUACACAGGGGAGUAACAGCGGAUGUAACAAACAUGGCGGACAGGAUAUUCUACCUCCUGUUAUGUCAGGAUAUAUAACUACUAAAGCGGCCAUUAAAUACGGACGAAUCAAUGUCAGGGCAAAGCUUCCAAAAGCUGAUUGGACAUGGCCAGCAAUAUGGACGUUACCACGUGAUAGUACUUAUGGUGGCUGGCCUCAGUCUGGCGCAAUGGACAUCAUGGAAUCAAGAGGUAACGCUGUGGCCAUGGGAGGCGGCGUUAAUCAUGGAGUAAAUGAAGUAAUGUCCAAACUAGAUUGGGGACCAUCUGGAGAUACAAGUCAGUUUUACAAAACUCAGGUAUUCAAACGAAAAUCUAGUGGUGACUGGCAUGAUGAUUUCCAUGUAUAUAGUUUAGAGUGGACAGCUGACCAUUUGUAUACCUAUGUUGACAAUGAAAUUAUUUUGAGGACUGACACACCUAGUAAUAGUUAUUGGUCAUAUGGAGGUUUUUCUGGUGACAACAUCUGGAAACAUGGCGGUAAAGAUGCUCCAUUCGAUCAAUACUUUCAGCUAGUACUUAAUGUUGCUGUUGGUGGCAAUUGGUUUAAAAACGAAUAUCAGUACGCUUAUACACGACCAUGGACAGACUCGUCUCGCCAUCCAAAGAGAGAUUUUUGGGAGCACCGAAACCAAUGGCAAAAUUCAUGGCAGGGUGAUAAUGCGGCUAUGAUUGUUGAUUACGUUGAGAUGAUCCAAUAUUAAUAUACGUGGAAGAGUACCUGUGUUAAUUGUAAAAUAUAUU
This is a messenger RNA of Mytilus trossulus (common blue mussel), 1216 nucleotides long. RefSeq names its product beta-1,3-glucan-binding protein-like. Bases 43 to 1176 code for a protein of 377 amino acids. NCBI's taxonomy places the organism in Eukaryota, Metazoa, Mollusca, Bivalvia, Mytilida, Mytilidae. Gene Ontology annotation, molecular function: hydrolase activity, hydrolyzing O-glycosyl compounds. Gene Ontology annotation, biological process: carbohydrate metabolic process. The transcript has 10 exons. The record is from RefSeq and is a predicted model, not a curated record.